AUGUCGGAGGAGCCCCGUUUUUCUCUCUCUCCUUCAACGGACUCUGUUGAAUCAUGCGGCAACGCAAAGUUGGCGGACGCUUCGCGUCACAUUCUGAUGCCUGUGGACGAUAGCAAACAUAGCGAGCGUGCUUUUCGGUGGUAUCUGGAUCACAUCAUGAGACCGGGUGAUGGAUUAUAUUUGACGCAUGUUGUUGAACCUAUGUCUCCAGGUCUUGACUAUGCAAAGGCAAGCAAAUCACCUGCAAUAAAAGAGGAAUUCAAUCGUCAUAUUAAUGAACUGGUUCAGGGAGGUCGGGUGCUCCGAGCGAAAUUCAUUGCCGAGUGUGAAUCCCGCGAUUUACCAGCGAAGUUCACACUUCACGUGGGCUCCAAACCGGCUGAGCACAUUGUCCGUGUUGCGCAGGAACAUGGAUAUGAUAUGAUAGUCAUGGGAAACCGUGGUGUCGGAACUAUUCGACGGACUUUUUUGGGAAGCGUCAGUGACCACAUAAUACAUAACGCAGGCCUGCCUGUUAUCAUUGUACCCCCUCCAAAAGUUCCAAAGAAGAAAUAA
Opisthorchis viverrini is the source of this 555-nucleotide messenger RNA. RefSeq lists its product as hypothetical. NCBI's taxonomy places the organism in Eukaryota, Metazoa, Platyhelminthes, Trematoda, Opisthorchiida, Opisthorchiidae. The transcript has a single exon. The record is from RefSeq and is a predicted model, not a curated record. The coding region runs from base 1 to 555 and encodes 184 amino acids.